CUCUCCUGCAGUACCAGUCUGGCUGUGCUUGUCAGCAUCUCUUUUUCAUACUCUCUCCUACUCACUCCCAUGUGUUCUUCCCAUUUCCCCCACCACGCCUUCUCCGUCUCCGUCUCCUCCUUCUCCUAACCCUAACCCUAAUAAAUCCUUCUUCGGCCUUGAAGGUUUCUGUUGUUGUUUGCAGUAACUGCCACAUUUUCUUUCUUCCAUGCGAAACGAUUUUUUUUUUUGGAUUUUACGUUGGGUGAAUCGAUAAGAGAUUGAAAGAGAAUCGGGAAAAUGGGGUGUGCGCAAUCGAGAAUUGAGAAUGAGGAGGCGGUUUCGAGAUGCAAAGAGCGGAAGAUACUCAUGAAAGAGGCGCUGGCGGCUCGCAACGCCUUCGCUGCGGGGCACACUGGUUACACCAUGGCCUUGAAGAAUACCGGCGCCGCGUUGGGCGACUACGGGGAAGGAGAAGCCGAGAAUAACCACGACCAGCAUCUCCAUUCGGCAUUUGGAACGGUCUCUGAAGCGGCGGCGAUCGAUGCCACCCUCCCGCCGCCGCCUCCGCCUCUUCCCAACUACUCACCGAGCCCGCUCAAGCGAACGGUGAGCAUGCCGGAGCUUUCGCCGGUAAAAACGCCCGUUGGGUUGAGUAUUCCGGUGGUUAUUGAAGAAGAUAAGCGGGAUGAUAAGGAUGAGCUGAUGCGGCGGCGAAAUGGCGGUGGAGCGAGGGAGGCGGAGCCCACUCCUCCGCGGACGCCGGCGAUGAAUGCGGUUCCGCCGCCGCCUCCGGAUGCGAAGGGGAUGUCUUGGGAUUACUUCUUUAUGGUGGAGAACAUGGCUGGAACCAUGCUGACUGAAGAGGAUGAGAUUAAGGGUGAGAAGAACGAGGAUGAGGGUGAGGUGUUUCACGAAAUGGGCAAUGUGGGUGGCGAUGGUGGUGAGGAGAGUGGUGGGGUUGAGCCGAAGACACCGCAGAAGACAGCCGAGAAGGAGGAUGAGGAGCUUGUGAAGAAGGCAAAGCAGCUCACACAUGCCAAUACGGCACCGUUGCCGGAGGUCAGGAGGGGGGUGAUUGAGCCUAGUAUUAAUCUUAUGCAGAUACUGAAUGUGAUCGACGAUCAUUUUCUGAAGGCGUCCGAGAGUGCCCAAGAGGUUACCAAGAUGCUAGAGGCAAAUCGGAUGCAUUAUCACUCUAAUUUUGCAGAUAAUGGCGGACAUAUUGACCACUCUGCCAGGGUCAUGCGCGUUAUUACAUGGAAUAAGUCAAUCAGAGGUAUGCACAAUGCUGAUGAUAUGAAGGAUGUUUUUGAUGCAGAAGAAUAUGAAACUCACGCAACUGUCCUGGACAAGUUGCUGGCAUGGGAAAAAAAACUUUAUGAUGAAGUGAAGGCAGGUGAGCUUAUGAAGCAUGAAUAUCAGAGGAAGGUUGCUUUGCUUAACAAGCAGAAGAAACGCAGUGCCAGUACUGAAUCAUUGGAGAAAACGAAAGCAGCUGUAAGUCAUCUGCAUACACGAUAUAUAGUUGACAUGCAGUCCAUGGAUUCAACUGUUUCUGAAGUAAAUCACAUCCGUGAUGAUCAAUUGUACCCAAAACUUGUUGCUCUUGUGGACGGGAUGGCGAAAAUGUGGAAUGACAUGUGCAUGCAGCACAACAGCCAGCUAAAGGUGGUUACAGACCUCAAAUCUAUUGACAUCUCCCAGGCUCCCAAGGAGACGAGCAAGCAUCACCAUGAACACACCAUCCAGCUCUGGAAUGAGAUCCAAGGAUGGCAUUCACAGUUUGAAAAGCUUGUGACCCAUGAAAAACAAUACAUCCAGGCACUCAACAGCUGGUUGAAGUUAAAUCUAAUCCCCAUUGAAAGCAGCUUGAAGGAGAAAAUCUCAUCUCCUCCGAGACCUCAACACCCUCCCAUCCAGGCCCUCCUUCACUCAUGGCAUGACUCUCUGGAGAAGCUUCCUCAUGAGCUUGCCAAAUCAGCAAUCUCCUCCUUUGCUGCUGUGAUAAAAACCAUCAUCCUUCAUCAGGAGGAAGAGAUGAAACUAAAAGAGAAGUGCGAGGAGACCCAAAAGGAGUAUUCGCGCAAGCAUCAAGCAUUUCAGGACUGGUACCAGAAAUACAUGCAGCGUAGGACCCCGCCAGAUGAAACAGACCCUGAGAAGGGCGACGAAGCCAAUCCCAAGGACCCCAUCUCAGAGAAACAAUUUGUGGUGGAGAGCUUGAAGAAGAAGUUGGAAGAGGAAGUUGAAGCUCACCAAAGACAUUGUGUUCAGGUGAGGGAGAAAUCACUGGGAAGUCUCAAACUUCGGUUGCCUGAGCUCUUCCGGGCCUUGACAGACUACACUCAUGCCUGUUCUGAUGCCUAUCAAAGAUUGAAGGCCAUCACUCAAUCACAAAGCGUAAAUGGUGUUUCUUCUUAACAAUCGAGAGAAAGGAAAGAGUCGGCCAAUGAGAAGAGCCAAGUCGAGGACUUAGACAAUUAUUAUAUGUAGACGAACCUCGUGGAGAGACAGCCUCGAAUUGAAGGGCAGAAGUCUGGCCAUGCUUACAUUUGCUGGAAAUGGGGAUCAAGCUCUGGUCGAAUUCUCGCGGCAAAAGCGUCCGAUUGGGCGACUGCAAUUCGGGGUCGAAGUGGAGACUACUUUGGAGAAAAAUAAAGCAAGAAAACAAGAAAAUUUUCCAUAAUUCUACCCCUCCAUCGCGUCUGGCGUCUUAUGACAUGGACUCCUACUCGCAGAAUUUCGAUCAAGGCCCAGGGUGGACGGAUCCUGAAAACAGGUUCAGGUCCUUCUCCGCACGCUUCGCUGUUCCAUCCAAGAUUUUGCAAGAUAAUGACCUUAUGGAUCGAUGUUGAUACAUAAUGGUAUAUCUGUUUUCUUUACUAUACUGCUAUGAAAUCCUUCUACUCCUUCAUACUCUAUUGCCUACCUUUGAGCUAAGUCCCUUUUUUUCUUUUCUUUUCUUCUUCUUUUUAAGCCUAGUUGUUAAUAGAAUAGGAGGCACCAGAACAAGACCAAGAGGAAAAGCUUGGAUGUCCCCCACCUUUUUUCCCCCCUAAAUUUGGGGCUUUUUUUUUUUAUCUUUUCCCUUUGGGCCACAAAUAAGUUAUCCUUUUUCUAUAUGUGGAAAGCACAAUGAUGAAAGCACAA
Vitis riparia (riverbank grape) is the source of this 3132-nucleotide messenger RNA. Its product is annotated as protein ALTERED PHOSPHATE STARVATION RESPONSE 1. The transcript is spliced from 5 exons. The record is from RefSeq and is a predicted model, not a curated record. The coding region runs from base 280 to 2403 and encodes 707 amino acids. NCBI's taxonomy places the organism in Eukaryota, Viridiplantae, Streptophyta, Magnoliopsida, Vitales, Vitaceae.